AUGACGAUAAGGUUAGGUGAAUUGUUAGUGAGGCAGCAUUAUGAUGGAGAUGUAAGUGACCUUGACUUAACUUUUUCAUAUGACGAAGAUUACUUAGGACAGAUUAUCACCCAUGAACUACGGCCUGGAGGCAAAGCUAUUGCUGUCACAAAUGACAAUAAAAUAGUUUAUAUACACUUGAUGGCCCACUUCAAGAUGCAUACCCAGAUAAGGGAGCAGGUCAUAUCAUUUAUUCGAGGUUUUCGAUCAAUUAUUAAUCCUGAUUGGUUAUCUCUGUUCUCUGUACCAGAGUUUCAGCGUUUGAUAUCUGGAGAUAAUGUUGCUGUAGACCUUAAAGAUCUUCGCCGCCACACACAGUAUUAUGGAGGAUUUCAUGAUAAACACCGCGUUGUUUGUUGGCUGUGGGAUAUUCUGGAGAAGGAUUUCAAGGAAGAGGAAAGGGCUCUUUUCUUAAAGUUUGUUACCAGUUGUUCAAAACCUCCACUGCUGGGAUUUACUCACUUGGAGCCUCCUUUUUCUAUUCGUUGUGUGGAAGUUGGUGAUGAUGAAGAUACAGGUAAGAAGUGA
Messenger RNA from Macrobrachium nipponense, 567 nucleotides. Its product is annotated as ubiquitin-protein ligase E3B-like. Gene Ontology annotation, biological process: protein polyubiquitination; ubiquitin-dependent protein catabolic process. The coding region runs from base 1 to 567 and encodes 188 amino acids. The record is from RefSeq and is a predicted model, not a curated record. Lineage: Eukaryota; Metazoa; Arthropoda; Malacostraca; Decapoda; Palaemonidae. Gene Ontology annotation, molecular function: ubiquitin protein ligase activity. The transcript is spliced from 4 exons.